Molecule: messenger RNA, 1357 nt
Organism: Ctenopharyngodon idella (grass carp)
Lineage: Eukaryota; Metazoa; Chordata; Actinopteri; Cypriniformes; Xenocyprididae
Product: macrophage mannose receptor 1-like
Exons: 5
Coding region: 59-1159 (366 amino acids)
Source: RefSeq, a predicted model, not a curated record
GUUUAAAGCUGCAGACAGAAACAUCAGACUCAGGACAGAAACACACGACCUCUAAAAAAUGGAGCAAACUCUAUCUUUCAUUCUUCUUCUCAUUGCUCUCUGCUCCGUAUCUGAAUGUGUUCAGCGUCAGUAUCACUUUAUAAACGUGAAGAAGAACUGGACUGAAGCUCAGAGAUACUGCAGAGAGAAUUACACAGAUCUGGCCACCGUUGACAACAUGAACGACUUGAACGAGGUGAACAAGAGUGUGAAUGAUGAACGUCAUGAGUAUGUCUGGAUUGGACUGCAGAAGACGGGUGUUGAUAAAUGGCAGUGGUCUUCAGGUGAUCCUGCGCUCUAUCAGAACUGGUCUACUGGACAACCAAAUAACAGAGACGAGUGUGCUGUGAUGAAGAAUGGAGAAUGGCAUAAUUUGUCAUGUAGUGAAACUCGUCAUUUCAUCUGCAACAACAUGAACACAGGACUCGUCUUUGUCAAUCAGACGAUGAAAUGGAGAGACGCUCAGAGUUACUGCAGACAGAAUCACAUUGAUCUGGUCAGUGUGAGGAACCAGAAUGAGAAUCAACAGGUUCAGAAGUUCAUCAAUGAUAGUCUCAUAUCUGGUGAUGUCUGGAUUGGUCUGUUCAGAGACUCAUGGCAGUGGUCAGAUCAGAGUGACUCCUCAUUCAGAUACUGGAGGUCUAAUGAACCUAGUAAUGGAAAUAAUGAAAACUGUGCAGCGAUCAUCCAUCUCGCUCCGAGAGAAUGGAAUGAUGUCUCUUGCAGUGAUCAAAAUCAUUUUGUGUGUCAUGAAGAUAAACUGAUUCUGAUCAACAAGACUUGGACGUGGUCUGAAGCUCUGAGAUACUGCAGACAGAAUCAUGUGGAUCUGGUCUCGGUUCAUUCAGAAGAGAUGCAGCGUCGUGUGAUGAAUGUGGUUAAACGGGCGUCUACUGAGGAGGUGUGGUUGGGUUUACGUCACUCCUGCACUGUGGGCCUCUGGUUCUGGGUGAGCGGGCAGACCGUGUGCUAUCAGAACUGGGCUCCAGGGAAUGGCACAGGAGAGGAAGAAUGUGACCGUACAGUGAGAUCUGGAGCAGUUCGGUCUGGAGGAGAUCAGCGCUGGAUCAGUCGUCCUGAGACUGACAGACUCAACUUCAUCUGCAGAAAUUAUGAGUGAAGGAUACACUUGUGCUGUUCUUUCACUUUCAUUUUGCCUUGUUCUAUCUUCAUCAGAUAAUGUGCUUAUUGUUACAUGUCUACUGUUGUAUUCCUUAGUUUGACCUAGUUUCUGUCUGUCAGUCUGUUAAUCAUGUAAUUAGUUUCCACCUGUGUUCAUUAUCUCCCUCAUUAGUUCCUUCGUUUGAGACUUGUAUUU